This is a messenger RNA of Zea mays, 4110 nucleotides long. Its product is annotated as histidine kinase 1. The transcript is spliced from 10 exons. The coding region runs from base 791 to 3796 and encodes 1001 amino acids. Gene Ontology annotation, cellular component: nucleus. The record is from RefSeq and is a predicted model, not a curated record. Gene Ontology annotation, molecular function: phosphorelay sensor kinase activity. NCBI's taxonomy places the organism in Eukaryota, Viridiplantae, Streptophyta, Magnoliopsida, Poales, Poaceae. Gene Ontology annotation, biological process: phosphorylation; phosphorelay signal transduction system.
CAGAUGCGGCAAUUCCCCGCUCACGGCGCGCACAUGGAACGCCUUCGCUUUCCUCCUCCCUCCCUCCGUCCCGUCCCGUGCCCCCUUCUGCCUUCUCUCACCGCCACGGCCACUGGCAUUGGCCGCGCUCGCCGCCCACCGCCCACCGCCCCCGCGCCGCUGUAGGAGCGCGCGCUUGCUUUAGCGUAGGCCAUGGCCCACUACUAGCGGGUGAUUAGCCUUGAUUAGCGGGCACCACUCCACUGUUACGGGAGGCGCGUUGUUUUAAUCGCGGGCGCGCGACGCCCGUCGCCUGUCUCGAAUAUCUGCUGCCGCCGCCAAAAGUGCGGAUUCCUCCUCCUCCCCGUCGGGCGGCCUCGCCCCCCCUGGUGCCUACUGGGCGCUGGCGGAGUGGGAGUGGAUCGACGUGUUGCGGCCGCGGAGUGGAGGCAAUAAAGGGAAAGCUGGGCGGAGUGCUCGGGUACCGUAGCCGGAUUAGUUAUUAAUGCCCGCGAGCAGCUAGUCGUAGGCGUAACUAUUUUAAGGCAGCUGUCGCCGCUGGGGACUUGCGAAAGCUUCGCCUCUUUUGAGAAGCUCUGCACCACGCCUGGCUCCGCCCCGCUCCCCCUCCACCUCCAGGCUUCCUUCACAGUCUCGCUGUUGCUAGUGCUGCCUUGCUGCUAGUGAUAGGGGUCCCGGGGCCCUCAAGUUCUGGGUGGGCGGCAAACAUAUGGUGGGCACCGGGCGGGGGAAUAAGGAGGAAGAGAAAGAGGAGGAGGAGCGGCAGUAGAUUUGGGCCGCACAGGCAGGGAUGGGGGGCAAGUACCGCGCGGCGAGGACGAAGAGGUGGUGGAGGGGGCUGGCAGCGGCCGGGUGGGUGCUAACCGCGGUGGUCUGCUCCGCGGUGAUGCACUGGACCCUGCGCCGGGACAGCAUGGACCGCGCCGAGGAGCGCCUCGUCAGCAUGUGCGAGGAGAGGGCCAGGAUGCUGCAGGAGCAGUUCGGGGUCACCGUCAACCACGUCCACGCCAUCGCCAUUCUCAUCUCCACCUUCAACUUCGAGAAGUCCCCUCCAGCCAUCGACCAGGACACCUUUGCAAAAUACACGGCAAGGACAUCAUUUGAGCGACCACUGCUCAAUGGGGUGGCAUUCGCACAGCGUGUAUUCCAUCAUGAGAGGGAAAUGUUUGAAAGCCAGCAGGGAUGGGUUAUGAAUACGAUGCAGCGGGAGCCUGCACCUCCGCAGGUUGAAUACGCCCCAGUGAUUUUCUCUCAGGAUACGGUUUCCUACCUUGCACGCAUUGACAUGAUGUCUGGGGAGGAGGACCGAGAAAACAUUUUCCGGGCCAGGACUACUGGCAAAGCUGUGUUAACAAACCCAUUCCGGUUGCUUGGAUCAAACCACUUGGGAGUAGUUCUCACGUUUGCUGUGUACCGCCCUGAUCUCCCUGCUGAUGCAUCAGUUGAGCAACGUGUGGAAGCAACUAUUGGAUAUCUUGGUGGAGCCUUUGAUGUGGAGUCACUUGUGGAGAAUUUGUUGAGCAAACUUGCUGGCAAUCAGGAUAUUGUGGUAAAUGUCUAUGAUGUCACAAAUGCUUCAGAUGCUAUGGUUUUGUAUGGACCUUCAAGUUUGGACGAGCAAGUGCCUUUCUUGCAUGUUAGCAUGUUGGAUUUUGGAGAUCCAUUUAGGAAGCAUGAAAUGAGAUGCAGGUAUAGACAAAAACUUCCUAUGCCGUGGUCUGCCAUCACCAAUCCUUUGGGCACAUUUGUCAUAUGGAUGCUUCUAGGGUAUAGCAUUGCUGCUGCAUAUUCUCGAUAUGACAAAGUUACUGAAGAUUGCAGAAAGAUGGAAGAGCUAAAAACACAGGCAGAAGCUGCUGAUGUUGCAAAAUCUCAGUUCCUGGCAACUGUGUCACAUGAGAUCAGAACACCUAUGAAUGGCGUCCUUGGUACUUAUGCAUUUAUUUUGAUUCUACUUAAUCUUCAGUUCCAUGGGCCUGGCAAUCUAAAAUUUCUGCCUUCUGGUGUAGGAAUGCUGGAUAUGCUUUUAGGAACAGAUCUAACUAUGACACAGAAGGAUUAUGCUCAAACUGCUCAAAUGUGUGGCAGAGCAUUGAUUACACUGAUAAAUGAUGUCCUUGAUCGAGCAAAGAUCGAGGCUGGAAAGUUAGAGCUUGAAGCGGUGCCUUUUGACCUGCGUUCUCUCAUGGAUGAUGUUGUUUCCUUGUUUUCUUCAAAGUCACGGGAGAAGUGCAUUGAGCUUGCAGUAUUUGUAUGUGACAAUGUUCCAAAGGUUGUUAUUGGAGAUCCUUGGAGGUUUCGACAGAUAUUGACAAAUUUGGUCGGGAAUGCAGUCAAAUUCACAGAACGAGGUCAUGUAUUUGUGCGGGUCUGUUUGGCUGAAAACUCAAAUGUGGAAGCCAAUCAGGUCCUACAUGGAGCCAUGAAUGGCAAAGGUGGUAGAGUUGAGUCAACAACUAAUGGUGCCUUCAAUACUUUGAGUGGGUUUGAAGCAGCAGACAGACGAAAUAGUUGGCAAUAUUUUAAACUGCUCCUCUCCGAUAAGGAGUCACUUUUGGAUGAUCUUGAGGGCGAAAAUUCUAAUCAAAGUGAUUCAAAUCAUGUCACACUAGCAAUAAGUAUUGAGGACACAGGUGUCGGGAUACCACUGCAAGCACAAGAUCGUGUUUUUACACCGUUUAUGCAGGCUGACAGUUCAACUUCAAGGAAUUAUGGCGGUACUGGCAUCGGUUUAAGCAUCAGCAAGUGUCUAGCUGAACUUAUGGGUGGGCAGAUAAGUUUCACUAGCCAUCCUUCUGUUGGAAGCACGUUCACUUUCUCAGCCACACUGAAGCACUCAUACAAAGAUAUUUCGGUCGAUUCAAGUAGGAGCUUGACAGAGGCACUACCAACUGCUUUUAAGGGAAUGAAGGCCAUCUUGGUAGAUGGGAGACCUGUACGUAGUGCUGUUACAAGAUAUCACCUCAAGAGGUUGGGAAUACUUCUUCAAGUUGUGAACAAUAUGAAUGCAGUAGUAAAAGCUUUCCCAGGACAAAAUGGAGCAACCGGUUCUAGGGAAAAAGCAUCAAUUCUUUUUAUUGAGAGUGACUUCUGGAGGCCUGAGACAGAUGUUCAGUUAUUGAACCAUCUACGCGAGCAGAAGAACGGUCAGUUGUCGGAUGGGCACAAGGUAGUUCUUUUGGUCACCUCUGAAGCCGACAAGGACAAAUAUGGAUCCAUAUUUGAUAUUGUGAUGUGUAAGCCUAUAAGGGCAAGCACAAUCGCUUCAUCUAUUCAACAACUGCUCAAAGUAGAGAUAGCCGAAAGAAAAGAUAAUCAAAACCGGCCGUCGUUUCUUCGAAGCUUGCUGGUUGGGAAGAAUAUAUUGGUCGUAGACGAUAAUAAAGUCAACCUCAGAGUUGCUGCGGCUGCACUCAAGAAAUAUGGUGCUAAUGUUAGCUGUGUUGAAAGCGGCAAGGAUGCUAUCAGUCUACUUCAACCCCCGCAUCGCUUCGAUGCAUGUUUUAUGGAUGUUCAGAUGCCAGAGAUGGACGGGUUUGAGGCAACCGGACAAAUAAGGCAAAUGGAGUUGAAAGCGAACGAGGAAAGGAAGAACAAGUUGGCUUCGAUUGAAGGCUCGACAACUGCCGAGUACCAUCUGCCUGUUCUGGCAAUGACAGCCGAUGUUAUCCAGGCAACUUACGAAGAGUGCAUAAAAUCGGGAAUGGAUGGAUACGUAUCUAAACCCUUCGACGAGGAGCAGCUAUACCAAGCAGUCUCCAGAUUGGUAGUGGGAACGACGGAUUCGGCUGUUUGAUGUUCAAAAUACGAUGGACCUGACUUCUCAUUCAUCGAAGUGAAGCAUCACCAUCUUGCCUCUGUCCAGCUGACUCUAUAUCCCUUGACAAUGGGCCUCUGACAUGGCCUCUCACAAGACUAGAUGAAAAAAGAAGAUGAAAGUGCCGUGAGUUAGGUACGUGUCACACAUGACAUGAAGUUGCUGCGGCAGCCCAGAGGAGUGUAGGUAGAUCACCCUGUAACUCUCUUGUUCUUUGAUGUUUAUAGGCUGUUGUGUCUUCUGACAAUUCAUUGGAAAUACCACAUCUCGUUGCAAUCCCCCUAGUUUCAGAA